UGAGAUUGUGAAAUUUGAAAUUAUCAAUAUCAGAAACUAAAUCCGGAAACAAAUUCAUUGGAACACACCGACAGAUAGAACCCUGAGCUGAUUGAACCAUCGUUUAUAUUGUAUUGGACAAGAGGUUUAAACUCUAAGAUUAAGCAUCUCUAUAUGCUAAUAUUAGAUGAACAAAGAACCAGGUUUGGCUCUGGAUGAGUUUGUGCCAGGAUUAUUUGUCUCCUGUAAACCAGAACAAAGUUCUAUCUAGUUCCCCGGGACAGGAAGGAAAGCGGAGAAAGCUUUAUCCUCAGCCUAGUUCAGCUCCCAUCCCUAGUCUGUACUGUAUCCUGUAUCCUGUAUCCUGUAUAGACAAAUAUGUUGUUCAAAUAUAUCCUGCAUAAUCCGUGUAUAAUGUAGAUGCAACACAUUCAGAAUGUGGGUAUCCGGAUCUGGUGCUCUUCCAGGACCCGGAGAUAAACCCUGGAUGAAAACCUGGUUCGGAACCAAAACGUGAAAUUAUGUGAACUCUGAUGAAAACUUUAUCCAGUUAUACCUUCGUAUUAAUAAACUCGUGGAACCAAGACAGGACUAAGCUCCCUGCUGAGGAACAUGCUCAGGGUUUGGAGUGUUAAUUGUAUCUUGCUUCUCCAGGGUUUGGUUUUAGCUCAGGAUCUGCUGAACCUAGCUCACCCAGAUAUCUGUCCUUUGUCUGGUAGUCAACAGAUAAACAUCACGGAUACAUACCUCUCCUUGUACCUAGAUGGAAGAGAGGAGCAGACACUGCCAAGAAAGUGCACUAUGCACCUCAGUGCGCCCUUGAACCACGGGCUCAUGGUUUACAUAGAGGAUAUGUAUCUCAGGGGGGGAGGAGAGCAGGGUUGCGUGGAUACAGUUCAGUUCGGAGUAGAGGAUAAAAUACCGUUCGUCACGUUUAAAAAGACGAAGAAACUGUGCGGAGCGUUGACAGAUUGGACCUGGGACGUAGAGGACGGAGGAUUAAUAAUUUGGCUGAAUUUGGAGAAAAAUCGUCCUCAAUACCACAGAGAAACCUUCCCUGUCGUAAAACUGAAAAUUGUGAUAACGCAAUACAAGAAACAUCAAGAAGAAAGAUAUGAGAGUUGUUCCACCAAGCAUAGGUUUAUACCUAAACAAUUCUUCUGUGACGGAGAAAUUAAUUGUCCAUUAGACCCAGGUCCUCGGGAUGAAUCUCCAGAUAUAUGUAUGAGUACUACAGUUCCACCAACCCAACCUUCACCCUCUCCAACCAUCACUGAAUACACAGAAGAAGGUGGACACGAUGAGGAUUUGAGGCUUAAACAAAUUAUAAUAAUUGUAUCACUAGGAGUACUAGUUAUACUAGCAUAUUGUGUGGUUGUGUGUGUCCGUCAAUGGAGCGGAGUUCCAGAAUCUUCUAGUCCUAGACGGUCAGAUUGCCAGUCAAUCAGACUAUCUGGACUCCCGAUAUCCGAGAACCGAGAGAGUCGGAGAAGUGGGACGGAGCGCGGAGUAGAACUGUCAACUAUCCAACGUACUCCGGAGGAAAUACGUCCCGUCUCCCAUACUCCUCCUCCUGCCUAUGAUGAUAUAUUUCCUAAAGAAUAUGUUUACAAUAUAAAUGCAACGAAUUCGAGCUCAGAAUAAAGUGCUUCCAAUGGCCGGCUCUCUUCCUCUCUCUUCAGCGUACAGUGUUCAGUGUACAAUGUGAAAUAUACAUACUUUGUUGUCUGUGCACAACUUUAAAUUAUACAUAUUUUAAACCAAA
Molecule: messenger RNA, 1744 nt
Organism: Eurytemora carolleeae
Lineage: Eukaryota; Metazoa; Arthropoda; Copepoda; Calanoida; Temoridae
Exons: 8
Coding region: 592-1623 (343 amino acids)
Source: RefSeq, a predicted model, not a curated record